AGGGGUGGGGAGUUACCCCUUUAAAAUAACCUGAAGGCGCCUUGAGCGAAUUUACCACCCUCAGGGGCCGGUUUGUGAGGGAGAAUUUUAUACUGGGGAAUUAUAUAGAUCUAUUUGUAUAUACUCUAUAUAUACGUUUUCAAAGCGCUGAGUUUAUUUUUCCGUCGAGAAGUUUGAUACACCCCCCCCCCCGCACCCGCUCAUUCCCGUUCCUGUUUCGAGAGAGAUGAUCGCGUUGCCUCGGCGGAGCUAAGGAAGGGAGCGAGAGACGGCGGCGGUUGGGCUCCUGUGAGGCAGAGCGAAGGAGCGAGAGAGAGGGGCAGAGCGAGGGAGCGAGCAGCCGCGUGAGGCCGCCUCAGCCGCCUUUCCUUUCCUCCGCGUAGCUCCCGCCGGCGGGCUGCUGCGAUGUCUCCCGUCAGCGAGGAGGUGGGAGCGGGAGACGCCGUCCCGGCCGCCCCCGUGGCCCCCUUCGAGGAGGGCGAGGCGCUAGGCGAAGAGCCGAAGCAGGAGAACGGUGGCGAGUGGUGCUCGCAGCAGGCGCUGCUCUCCUCGCUGGAGGCAGCCGCCGGGGAGCCGCCCCCGGUGACGGCGUUCGCGGCGGCCGGGAGCCCCCCGGAGAAGAAGCUGCAGAUGCCGCCCACGCCGCCGCCGAAGGGAGGCGAGGCGCCGUUCGAGCCCCCCGAGGGCGGCUGGGGGUGGGUGGUCAUGCUGGCCUCCAUGUGGUGCAACGGUGCCGUGUUCGGCAUCCAGAACUCGUGCGGGGUCCUCUUCAAAGCCAUGCUCAAGGAGUUCGGAGACCCCAACGACCCGAAGUUGACGUUCAAGACAGCUUGGGUUGGUUCCCUAUCCAUGGGAAUGAUCUUCUUCUGUUCUCCCAUAGUCAGUGUAUUUACCAACCUAUUUGGCUGUCGUAUAGUAGCUGUUGUUGGAGCAGCAGUGGCACUUGUUGGGCUUUUGUCAAGCUCAUUUGUAAGCUCACUUGGACCUCUAUACUUCACUUAUGGAAUCUUAUUUGGCUGUGGUUGCUCAUUUGCCUAUCAGCCAUCCCUGGUCAUUUUGGGGCAUUAUUUCAAGAAGCGUCUGGGACUGGUGAAUGGCAUUGUCACUGCUGGCAGCAGCUUGUUUACUGUAACACUGCCUUUUCUUUUAACUGUACUGAUUGACUCAGCUGGCUUACACAACACUUUCCGGAUCCUGUGCAUUUUUAUAUUCGUUCUCUUCCUGGCUGGUUUUACUUACAAACCCCUCAUUCCUAGUGCCAAAGAAAAUGGGGAAAAGAGCAAGUCCACAUUUCCUCCUGCAAAAAAUAUUUUUAAUUUUUCUAUUUUCAAAAUUAAGAGUUAUUUAAUCUGGGCUAUUGGGAUCCCAGCUGCCUUAUUUGGAUACUUCAUUCCUUAUGUGCACCUAUUGCACCAUGUGAAGCAACGUAUUGGUGAUCAUGUUCCAGAUGAGGCACUUCUGCUUUGCCUUGGCAUUACUUCAGGAGUUGGUCGAUUGAUCUUUGGCAGAAUUGCAGACUAUAUUCCAGGUGCAAGAAAGGUUUAUCUACAGGUGAUUUCAUUUUUCUUCAUUGGCCUGAUGUCUAUGAUGAUUCCAUUAUGCGACUCCUUUGGAAGUCUUAUUGCUGUCUGCCUCUUCAUGGGUCUUUUUGAUGGCUGCUUCAUUAGCAUUAUGGCACCAAUUGCCUUUGAGCUAGUUGGUGCACAGUAUGUUUCUCAGGCAAUUGGAUUCCUCUUGGGCUUCAUGUCUGUUCCAAUGAUAGUUGGUCCACCUGUUGCAGGAAUACUUAAAGAUCACCUAGGUACUUACGAUGUAGCAUUCUACCUAGCAGGAGUUCCCCCAAUGAUCGGAGGAGCUGUAUUGUGUUUCAUCCCAUGGGUGCAUGAAAAGAAGAAACCCAAAGAACAAGCUAGCCCUAUGGAUGGGAAAACUAUGGAGAAAAUGCUGGAAAUCAAAAGCACCUCAGUGCCAGACUCAUAUGAAAAACCCAGAAAAGAAUCAGAGUCCGUUAUUUAAUGGUUGAUAUUUUUCCUACCAGAUUGAAUUUAUUUUUAUAAGAACUAGGUUAGCUUUCUGUUUAUGAAUUGAAUGUACCAUAUGAUUGUACUUCAAAAGCAAAGGCACAAUGAGAACUAUCAAAGUACUAAGGUUAAAACAAAAUGGUUAAUAGCUAAAAAUGCCUUUCACCCAUUUUUAGGUGGUCUCAAAACACACUUCCACAUACUACAUGGAGCUUUUUGUCAUCAGAAUACAUGCUAGUGAGGGCAUGUGUCAGGAGAAUUUAAAACAAACACAUAUGACUGCAUUUCUGGAACUCAAGAAAUGUUCCCCUUCUACUAACUAAUCCUUUCAGAAUGCAUCCAGCAACUUCAUGAUUCACCUAAUGGUGGCAUGCACCUGGAAUUAUUAGUAACAUGCUAAUGUUCUCAAAGCUACUAUUUUUAAUCUUUAAAAAGAUCUGUGGGGUUUGCAAUGUGGAGUCACAGCUUUUUUGAUCAUCUUAAAAACAAAUUCUAUGCAGAUUUUGCCAUGCCUAAGACCACUGAUUUCAAUGGGUUUAAGAAUGCCUAAUACUGUGUAAGAUUGCAGCUUUAGCUUUUAAUCCCCAGUAAACCAUUGCAGUAAACUAUGAAAACGUAGUUUCAUAAUGCAAUAGUGACAAUUUAACUUUUGCUUAACUCUGCAGUGGAACCUUCUUCCAUUUCUUCAUUUAUUUGCUUCAUGUAUUUUAAAGGUGGGUGGCAUCAUGGUAACCUUAUAACUCUUUAUUUUUAAAAUAAUUUAAAUUAAACUGCUGAGUUAAUGAUAAGCUAAUUAUUUGUGUGUAUGUGAAAAACACGGUUCUUACACCACCUUUCUUAAUAGGUUACUAGUAAUUAUAAAAUCACAUAUACUGAAUGAAAUCUAAUGGGUUUUGCUCUGCUGCUGGAAGCCAUCCACCAAUAGAGUGGGUAGGGGGUCAAUUUAUUUUAUUUAUUUAUUAAAUUUGUAGACUGCCCUAUACCCAUAAAUUUCAGGGCAGUUCACAACAUAAAAUUACAAUAUAAAAAACACAAAAUACAUGAUAAAAAUAUAAACAGAAACAAACCAAUAAUCCUCCCUUCCACAACAUAUUUACAGUCUUACCUCGGGUUGCAAACGUGAUCCGUGCGGGAGGCACAUUCGCAACCUGCAGUGUUCACAGCCUGAAGCGCCACGUCUGCGCAUGUGCGUGAUGAGAUUCGGUGCUUCUGCGCAUGAUGUCAUUUUGUGUUUCUGUGCAUGCGCAAGUGCCAAAACCCGGAAGUAACCCGUUCCAGUACUUCUGGGUUCGGCGCGGUCCGCAACCCGAAAACACACAACCUGCAGUCUUCAUAACCUGAGGUAUGACUGUAAAAGGGUAUUGGAUGUCAUUCAGCCAAAGGCCUGGUUGAAGAGGAAUGUUUUCACCUGGUGCCUAAAGGUAUAUAAUGCAGGUGCCAGCUGAAGCUCCCUGGGGAGAGCAUUCCACAAAUGGGGAGCAGUAUAUGGCAAUUCCUUCUUUGUAAUUCAGCACCCAACAAUCUUCUCUUGAGGUAUCCUCCAGACAGAUCUGGCUAGGAUGGAGGGGGAAGAAAAAUUGCCAGAUUUGGGCGAGGGGAUUCAGGGGUAGUUGCCAAAAAAAACCCCUACCUCACAUUGGAUAGGUACAUUUCAUUAGUGCAGUGACACCCAUUGGAUUCCAUCCUGUAUUAGGAAAACAGUGAGGCAACUGUUCUCUAUCAGAUUUGUGUAUUUUCAUUAUUUAACCCAAAGUGUAGUAAUACUGCUUGUGAUUUCUUUUGAUGGAUCAGUUCAAAUCAAGGGGCAUACUUAAUAUUUUCACUAACAUUCUGGUUUCAGUCCUGCUAUGCAACUGAGUCCUUCUGUUGCAGUAUCAAGAGAUAUACAAAGCAACAUAGCCCAUAUAUGGAGGCAAGAGAUUGCUUCUCUUUGCUACUAACAGCAGGUAUGAGAAGAAUUAUUGAAAUUCUUUCAAUUAUUGAAAUUGAAAGAAUUAAUGAAAUCAAGAUUGAUGGGGAGACCCUUUACUCCUCCAAGUUUCAAACCACAAGCUAUACUUUUCUGAAUGUCCCAAAAGCAUCUGACACCUUGUAUUUGCCUUCUGUGGUCUAUAUACCCGCUUUCUUUCAAUAUAUACACCCCAGUGGGGUAGAAACAGCCUUUGGAUCUGAAACAGAGCUUCAGUCUCUAAUUGCAUGGUCUCUAAAAAACAUUCUGCCAAAAUAAUUUCAUUCUCUUUCUAGUUCCUUAAAGAUCAGGGCUAAGAAUCAGUGUUCCUUGCUCACUAUGGGAUCAUGGAAAAACUAUGGAGUAGAAACAAUAGCAAACUGCCUUCAACUACUUCUUCCAAGGAGACUUAGAGAUUGGAUUAGAUUCAGUGUCCAUGUGAGGUCUUUGGAGGACCUAAGAGGCUUGUAGAAGGUGUAUGUGUAGUCUCAGAGGUGGUGUUCUUGAUAAAGUGCCUUCAUAUUUCUUGAUAAUGUUAAAAACCUACUAAGACUUAACAAGAUGUUGCUGCUAUUUCUCAGAUACUGAGGUAUGUACACUGGGAAUGAAUUUCUCUCUUGAGAGAAUCUUUCUUCCAGAAGCAGCAAGAGGGAAGGGAGAACAAGGGGGAAAUAGCAUAAUAUUGUGCACAUUUAAGUUGGGGGUGGGAUGGGCUUCCAAACUAGGCACUGAGUGUGGAAUUGUACACUUUAUAGAGCACCUGCAUGUUGUCAUCAAAUCGUUAUGAUCAUGUUUUCCUGAAGUGGGUCUAUCAUUUCUCAAAUCACAAAAAAAACCACUUCUUUCAUUUCCAAGAGGUGUGGUUUUGACACUUGCAGUUGCAUAUUGGAUGGGUAAAUAUGUUGCCACACAGCAAAUCUUCCCUAUUGCCUAUCUAUUUGGGAACAGUUUGUCUGAAAGUCCACUGAUAUUCCUUAGCCUUCAUGAUUUGAAAGAAGAAACCUUUGUAAGUCUCAUGAAGCAUGCUGGGAGUUGAGAAAUCCAAAACUGUAUUCAAGUCUCCAGAGAUUCCCCCUCCUCCUUCUAAUGUCAGUGUGCCUUCCCUGACUAUGCAAAGUACAAACAGAAUAAGGGAGAUUUUUGUGGAGGACAAACGCUCAAAAUAAAGUACUGUAGCAAGACGAAUGAACUAGCUUGUUCCAGUGUGUCAUCUGCACAAUUAUAUAGAUAUUUACAGCAUCUCUAUGUCCACACACAAAGAUUAUUUAAAAGCUGUAACAAAACAAAAUUGUUUUGACUAAAAACACAUUUUAUUCUACAAAUAGCAUGCAGUGUUUUACUACUGGUAUCUAAUACAUUAUCUGUAUGUAUAACAGAAUGCACAUGACAAUGUUUAAAAAUCUAUCGUCAAUCUGCCAAUUUAUCACAUGUAUAUGUUUAAAGUGAUUGGUACCAGAUGAACCGUUUAUUCACUGAAGGUUAUUUUAAAAGCAACAGAAACCCCAAAUCCUUGUAAAGGAACAAGCAACAGUAUUUUUUAAAAAAUUAAUCUGUGCUUGUUCUGUCUCAUCUUUACAAUAUUAACCAAAGUUUUUCUAAAAGCAUGGAUUUUAUUAAAUAAUUCUCAAGCUUUGCUUUUAACAUGUCUAAGGCAGGGACUAUUAAUGUUAGAAACUGGAUAGUUGUGUAAUAGGAUUGUUGCAAUGUAACUUUAAAAAUUGCACAACUUGUUCAUGCACUUCAGAAGCCCCCCCCCCUUGCCCCUCAUGUCUGCUCUACACAAUUUUUAUGUACAAUGCAAAAUCUGAAAGUGUGAUCAUGGAAGUAGAGUGGCACAUGACACAUCCUACAAUAAAUGCACACUUUUCUAUUUGGUGCAGAUAAUAUUAGAGUAUUCAUAAAUGGAACCAAAAUCCUAUUGGGCCCAUUGCUAUUGGUGGAGGGGUGGGAGACAUAGCCUUUGAAGUUUUUGUUACUGCUGUGUAACCCAUGUGAAUGUAAAAAAAAGUUCACCUUUUACUAUGUGAACAAAGCUUUCUAUCUGAGAAAAAAGUGUUUCUUGCAGCAUAAAUUAAUCCCAUGAAAAAGAAGCAAUUUUUGAACUAGCAUGCUGUUAUUUAUUCUACAACACACACACACACACACACACACACACACACACACACACACACACACAAGGGAGUGGCUUAUCUAUGCAAACCCUACACACAUUUACUUGGAUGUACUGUAUCACAUUGGACACAAUGGGACAUGCUUCUGAGUAGCAGGCAGAAAAAGGCCCACCUCACUUCUAAUUUACUGUGCUACAUCUUCUAAAAGAUUCAUUUUAAUGUGCUGGUAUUGCACUCUGCAAUAAUUAGCUCUUGGAUCACUUCUUUGAUUUAAAAAGUAUACUGUGUGAUAUGAAAAAGUGUGCAGAAUUCUAUAAACUUUAUAAUUGUGCCUUGCUCCAUCUCAAGAAUGCAGCACUAAAAGUGGUUGAAAAUAAAGACGUCAUAAAUACUAAUGGUACAGAAUGUACAUCCUGUGUAACUAAAUGGAUACAAGGGAGCAUUUGUUACUUGUACUGUACUUGUUUACAAGAUAAGGACAGUACCAAGAAAGUAAGAGCAUCAGUAACUACGUCUUUUGACAUUUUGCCUUAUCAGUGAAAUGCAAUAAACUGACUUGCAAAGUACCCAGUCAUAAUUCUUUAGAAGAGUAAGAUUGAUUCUUCACAUAUUUGUAGUUCUACCUCCUCCACUUAUACAAUAAACACUCAAGAAGACCUUUUUAGUUAUCACACUAUCUGAAAACAUAAAAAUUUACAAGUUUUACUUCUAGCCAUAUUCCUAUUACCAACAUUCUAGCUGCUUAAAAGAAAAAAACUGCUUAUGUCCGAAGUAUCAACUUUAUCUCACUUGUUUUCUUAAUACUGUAGCUUAGUCCCAUGUAUAUGAGGCUUUUUCUCUUAGCUGUGCUUCUCUGUGCAUGUGCCAUGCUUAAGGAGUGUGGUGACAGCAAAGGUUUAAUAACCCUGUCUCAAAUAUUAAAAACCCAUUGCCAACUAUUUAGUUGUAUUAUAUAUUUUGUUACCUCCUUGAAAAAACAGGGUAGUGAAUUUUCUGC
Zootoca vivipara (common lizard) is the source of this 7077-nucleotide messenger RNA. RefSeq names its product solute carrier family 16 member 10 (gene SLC16A10). The record is from RefSeq and is a predicted model, not a curated record. Gene Ontology annotation, molecular function: transmembrane transporter activity. Gene Ontology annotation, biological process: transmembrane transport. Gene Ontology annotation, cellular component: basolateral plasma membrane. Lineage: Eukaryota; Metazoa; Chordata; Lepidosauria; Squamata; Lacertidae.